Daphnia magna is the source of this 1730-nucleotide messenger RNA. Its product is annotated as facilitated trehalose transporter Tret1. Lineage: Eukaryota; Metazoa; Arthropoda; Branchiopoda; Diplostraca; Daphniidae. Gene Ontology annotation, molecular function: sugar transmembrane transporter activity. The transcript has 6 exons. The record is from RefSeq and is a predicted model, not a curated record. Gene Ontology annotation, biological process: carbohydrate transport; transmembrane transport. Gene Ontology annotation, cellular component: membrane. The coding region runs from base 94 to 1650 and encodes 518 amino acids.
CACAAUCGUGUCACGCGCCUACGACGAGGCACUACUACACACGUCGUUCACGCCGCAUCUAUCCAGUUCAUCGGCCAGUAGUGGACGAUCACGAUGAACAAACCGUGGAUCAAGAAUCCCAGCAAAGUCUUACCUCAGUUGAUGGUGGCAGUGUGGGCAACAUGGGGCUAUUUUUCCAUGGGUACCGUUCGCGGAUGGAGUUCUCCCGGCAUCCCAUCGUUAAAUCGGACGUUGGAUUUUGAAAUGUCUUCAUCUGAUUUCCAAUGGAUAUCUUCAUUCCCGAUGCUUGGGGCAAUGCUGGGCUCACUGUUCAUCAACAAGCCGAUGCAGUACUACGGCCGGAAGAAUGCUUUGAUUGGUCAUUACCUCAUCUUCAUUGGCGGAUUCCUCAUCACCGGAUUCACCUACUUCGGCAAACACAAAUCGAUGUUGUACGUUGGCCGAUUCCUGAUGGGAUUCGCUGCAGGAUGCACCACGCCCGCAGCACAAAUCUACGUAAGCGAAUGCGCAUCGCCAAGAAUUCGAGGUCGGAUGGGUUCAUUGACAGCGUCUUCCUUGGCUCUGGGCGUGUGGUUGACUUACAUAAUCGGAUCCUUCGUGGACUGGCACGUCCUCUCUUGGAUUCUCGGAUGCUUACCCAUCCUCUUUAUGGGCGGAUCUUUCUUGCUGCCGGAAUCUCCAGUCUGGCUCAUAUCAAAGGGCCGGAAUCAAGAGGCCCAACGUUCCCUUCAAGUGUUGCGUGGAAAAGGGACGAAUAUUGAAGCCGAAAUCGAGCGGAUCAAAGAGCAUCAGGAACGUGUCGCUAUUAAAAGCGGACAGGAUGACACGGUGAUGCAACAAUUUCGCGAUGUUUUAACUUCCGGCCCGGUCGUCAAACCUUUGGCCAUCUCAUUAAGCAUCAUGCUGUUCCAGCAGACCACUGGAAUCAAUGCCAUUGUAUUCUACACAGUCAGCAUCUUCCAAACAGCCGGAAGCUCAAUGGAUGGAACAUACGCCACGAUUAUCGUCGGUGCUGUCCAGUUAAUUUUCACCGUCGCCUCCGGUUUUCUUGUGGAUCGGUGCGGAAGGCGGAUGCUGUACAUUGUCUCCGCAAUUACCACGUCUAUUCCUUUGACGGCAAUGGGGACAUUUUUCUACUUUCAACAUCAAUGGGGCGAUCAAGAAGCAACGGAUUAUUUCGGUUGGCUGCCACUCGUUUCCCUGAUGGUUUUCUUCAUUACCUACUCGGGCGGGAUCAGUAACGUACCUUUCAUCAUCAUGGGCGAAAUGUUCCCUUUACGAUACCGGUCGCUAUUGGGAGGAAUCAGCUCCUCUUUUCAUUUGUUUUGCACUUUUGUGGUGGUCCGAUUUUUCCCCGACAUGUUGCGGGAGAUGGGCAAAGAUGGGACCUUUUACUUCUUCGCCGGAUGUACUUUAUUAAGCGCCAUUUUUGUUUACUUUCUUUUGCCGGAGACGAAAGGCAAAACUCUGGAAGAGAUGGAGCAAUUAUUCAGUUCAAAUAAUUUAAGUGAAUCGCGAAAAAGGAUCAACUGCUUAGACGACGUCAUAGCCAUGGAAAUUAGUCUUAACGGAACUGUUGUCCUUCUGGGCCGUUCUGAAACGAACGACUGUGAUACGGAAGAAUUACAACUGUCUGUCAACAAAUUGUAAAUGUGUAACAUACAUUCCAGUUAUAACCAAAAAUAUCGCCUGUAAAAUACGAAUUAUUAAAUACGCAAACUUCAACUUAA